Pochonia chlamydosporia 170 is the source of this 2706-nucleotide messenger RNA. Its product is annotated as sulfatase domain-containing protein. The record is from RefSeq and is a predicted model, not a curated record. NCBI's taxonomy places the organism in Eukaryota, Fungi, Ascomycota, Sordariomycetes, Hypocreales, Clavicipitaceae. Bases 1 to 2706 code for a protein of 901 amino acids. The transcript has a single exon.
AUGACAGCAGCGCAAACACAUCAAGCAGGGGGAUCUAUUCGGCACCAUGUAACGUCGUGGCUGAUACGAUAUGCUCGAAACUUUAACCCCGUUUCGCCCCGAAGCAAGGCAUCUUUGAGAUGUCGCGAUCAGUCAACGUCAAAACUCGCCUUCUCAACGAUAUUCACCGCAAUUUUUAGCUCCAAGGUCAUUCGGAUAUACCUACAUCUACAGUCAUUGCAAUCGAAAAGUACGAUAGCAUGGGGCCCAUCGCUUUUGUAUCAGGAUGUUGCCCUGCUGCUCCUCUAUCGACUACUGCUCGACUGCAGACAGAUCGCACUAGUGAGGACAGCGGCCACGAUUGCUAGUUUCGCCAUUGCCGGGACUGUGCUGAGCAUGGCUGGCAUGAGUAUAUCAUUCUAUCUUAUGUCAGGCUCGGACAUCCAAUGGCGGAACAUUGCCGUAGUGCUGGAUCCGUCCUGGUGGCCAAUGCUACCGGGGGCAUUGCUAUCAUUUACAGCGGUUAUCGUGUUUGUACUCAUCGUGGGUAGGGCACUGGCAGAGGUGUCAUAUUCCAUGGCUACCAUUGCACUGGAUGUACUAUACCGACCGAUUUCCUUUUGCAAAACAAGGACGUUGCUCAGAAGAUCAGGGAGUUUCGACCAACUGGCGGAAAAGGACGACCAGGACUCAGAUUUAGAGGACGCACCUUUUAUCGACGCACCCGUCCUCGACAUCUCGGAUUACGAGGAAACUGACGACGGCCACGAACAACAGAAUGCAUCGAAACAGCAAUGGGGUGCAAAGCACAUAAUCACAUGUAUAGGACUUGUCGCCUUAAUAGCCUCAACUGUCUUUCGGCCGUCUACAAACUCGCUAAUUAGCUUGUCCUGGACUCUGCCAUUGCUGCCGAUUGCCGAUGUUGCAAAGAAGUCGGCGCUUUCCAACUUGCAUCUUACUCCAACAGACAUCGCCUGGGAGAAUGUCACUGCCCUCGCCGAACCGAUACCUCUUCCGUGGCUUCCAAAAAAUGACCGGCUCUUAGGAUUCGAGGACUGGUACAUGGAGAACAAAACACACUAUGACGCGGCGGCCGACCCCUUGAAGAUUUCGAAUCUCGACGACGACCUCGUCUCAGACCUGCGUAACAGACUCCACGACGUACCAAUUCGUCAUGUCAUCGUUCUUGUCUUGGAGUCAACAAGAAGAGAUGUGUUUCCCAUAAAGAAGGAUGGAUUCAUCUGGGAUACCCUGGCAAAAUCCUAUGCGAAUAAUACAAUACCACCUGAAGCUGAAAAGAUGCUCUCUACUCUUACCUCCACGGCCAACUUCCUCACCGGCGACUACGAAGAUGGGUUUCAGCACGACCAACGCAACCCCCGCGGUGGAAUAGUCGCAAGCAACGCACACACCGGAAGCAGUUAUACCCUCAAAAGCUUGGUCGCUACCUUGUGCGGACUGGCGCCCGUGGCUGCAGACUUCAAUGUUGAGUUUAAGAACCAUUUCUACCAACCCUGUCUGCCACAUAUUUUAAAAGCCCUCAACUCCUUGGACAACAACUCUACCGGCAACGCUCAGGAAUUCGCUCGUUUCCCAUGGCGUUCCAUGUUCAUGCAAUCCGCCACCGGUACGUUUGACUACCAGGGACCUCUCAUGUCGACCAUGGGCUUCUCCGAAGAAGACUUCAUUACCAGGGAGUACCUGCAGAGCUCGAGGGCAAAGUUUGGUAAACAGGAAAUGGCCGAGACGAACUACUUUAGUAUACCGGAAGUGUCUCUCGAGGAUUACAUCCGCGAUGCUUUCCGAACUGCCAAUACGUCAGAAGAGCGUGUUUUUCUGUCCCACUUGACGAGCACGACUCACCACGCUUGGGGGGUUCCUGAGUCAGAGACGUAUAUCCCGCUGGCGGAGUCAGGCGAACUGGAUCACUUGUCCCAUUAUCUCAAUUGCAUAAGAUACCAAGAUCGGUGGUUGGAGAAAAUCCUUACGAUCCUGGAGGAAGAAGGUGUUGCUAAUGAGACGAUGGUGAUUAUAACUGGCGAUCAUGGAACACCGGUUGCUGAAGGCGGCGUUGCAACGUACAACAACCCCGAAACGAUUAGCUACGAAGUGCCGCUUGUAUUCUCGCAUCCGAAUCUCCCACCGAUCAAAAUCGACGACGCAGUUACCACACUGACAGUUAUCCCGACUCUCCUAGACCUGCUCAUCGAAUCAGGCUCGUUGUCCAAGCCCGCUCAAACCGCAGCGCAUGACCUGCUCGCCAACCUCGAAGGCCAAUCAUUACUCCGUCCCUUGAAGAAGUUCUCCGAAGCGACCGGGCAAGGAGAUUGGCAAUUCACAGUGACCAACCCCGGCGGCACAAUGGUAUCCGUACGUGAUGCCCGUCACCCUGCAUGGCAUCUCGUCGUACCACUUGACAGCGACAACGAGUGGCGCUUCGUCGACCUAGAUCAGGAUCCAAAGGGGAAGAAACGCAUCAUAUCAUUUGACAUGGACGCCAUGCAGAUUAUUUUAGAGAAAGACCACGGGAUAGAAGCUUCAAACUGGAUUAAAGAAGCGGCCGUGGUGUGUCGGUGGUGGGUGAAGGAGAAUAACAGGCGGUGGCGCUAUGGUAAAUACGCGGAUAUGUACGCCGAGGAUAUUGAGGAACGUGAUGCUGGUCACACGAAACGGAGCGAUGGUAUAGAACACGAGAGCAUGAGGAGGGAGUAUCCCGUUGCGCUGUGA